Funneliformis mosseae is the source of this 1056-nucleotide messenger RNA. NCBI's taxonomy places the organism in Eukaryota, Fungi, Glomeromycota, Glomeromycetes, Glomerales, Glomeraceae. The record is from the annotation of a GenBank genome assembly.
AUGUUAAUACCAGAUGUACUCUGUAAAAUUUUCGAAUAUCUUGACGACCGAGACGAAAUAUCUGGUUCCCCCACUCCAAAAACAUUUCGUAGUUUAUAUUCUUGCCUUUUAGUGAAUAGACGUUGGUGCGAAAGUGCAGUAUCCGUUUUAUGGCGCUCUCCCUUUCAUCGUUGUCAUAAAAGAGGUGGAAAAGUUCUCGUUCAAACCUUAUUAAACUGUCUCAAUUAUGAAGAACGUCAAAGCCUUCUCGAAGACGGAAUCUACCUACCAUUUAAUAAAUCGGAUUGUCCAAUCUUUGACUACCCAAACUUUUUAAAAAAUCUAGAUUAUUAUCAAAUGGUAUUAUUCGUGAGAUCAUGGUGUCGUCUUUUAGAAGAUAGUGAUGAUCAAUAUGUCGUUGCUAUCCUACGAUCGCUUUUGAGACUUUUCGCUGGCAGGUCCGCAUCUCUUUCAGCUCUUACCAUUAGAAGUACGGGUUUAGACGAUGAUAAAUACUCGUUAUUGGCUGAGCCAGAAAUUCUUACAUUAAUAAAACCAAUUAGACAUCUUGCAAUUAAUUGUUACUUUCCAAAAGACACUCUCUUAGUUGCAUUAGCCAAAAAUUGUAGAAAUCUCCAUUCAAUUAGAAUCAAUAAUUUGAGCGCAUAUGAUGAUAUUGCAAUUCAUACAGCAAAAAAAUUAGGUACACUCAUAGAAUCUCAACGAGGGUUAAAAAAGAUAGUUUUCUCUCGUUGCAAAGCAUUUAUCGGCAUAGUCAUCCCCUCAUUAGUAAAGCAAAAGCGUACUUUAAAACACAUUGAAUUUCGUGGGAUUGAUUUUGAGGGAUGUUGUAAAUGGGACGUUUUAAAGUCUUGCACGAAAUUAGAAAGGUUGGAUAUUAAAGAAUGUUACAACAUGGACUUCAAUAUGAUCUCGCCCCUUUUAAAAUCUCACCAUCGCAAUCUAAAGAAAGUUUGGGUUUAUUCAUGUGAACCAUAUGAAAUCGGUGACGAAUUGGAGGCGUGGGCGGAUAUGAUUAAUAGUCGACGUCGUCGUCGAAAUUCUUCCUCUUCCUAA